Epinephelus fuscoguttatus (brown-marbled grouper) is the source of this 8523-nucleotide messenger RNA. It is a transcript of the gene pcsk5b, whose product is annotated as proprotein convertase subtilisin/kexin type 5b. Gene Ontology annotation, molecular function: serine-type endopeptidase activity. The coding region runs from base 484 to 6144 and encodes 1886 amino acids. The record is from RefSeq and is a predicted model, not a curated record. The transcript has 37 exons. Gene Ontology annotation, cellular component: Golgi membrane; trans-Golgi network. Gene Ontology annotation, biological process: peptide hormone processing. NCBI's taxonomy places the organism in Eukaryota, Metazoa, Chordata, Actinopteri, Perciformes, Serranidae.
CAGAGUGUCAGCUAGUUAUUUGUGGGGAGGCGCUGUAGCCAUUUCGCCACAUGAAAGCCCGAUGAGCUGAACGACCAACAUCCGAGUUGUUCGUGGAGAAGAGAAAUCAGCUUCGAGGAGCUCCGCGCGCACACAGGCGUACACGAACUCGCGCGCAAACACGCACGGCGCUCAGACACGUACACUUCCUCCUCCUCCGCCGUGGAAAAAAGAGAGAGAGAGGGACAGAGAGAGGGCACACGAAACGCAAACUUCCAACUCUCCCAUGUGGAAAGCAGAGGUUUGAGGAUAAGGUAUAUUUUUUCCUCCUCGGGGCUCCGUUCCUUCCCCCCUCUCUCCCUCUCUUUCUCUCUCUUUAAGUGUUUUUGCCCGGAUAGUUGUAUUUCUAUGAGAGUCUUGUUCGGCGAGGAGAGAAGUUUGGUUGUUUGCCUGGUCGGCUGAGGAGGAGGAGGAGGAGAAGAGUCGGGUUAAAAGUGGGGGAAGAUGGUCCGCAACGCCGCCUGGAGAAGAAGCUUACUAUGCGUCCUGGCGCUCAGUCUCAGCUUUGCGUCCCCGCCGUGCAAUGCUCGGAUUUACACCAACCACUGGGCAGUCAGGAUAGCCGGUGGACCCGAUGUGGCCGAGCGGAUAGCGGAUAAAUAUGGCUAUAGGAACAUGGGACAGAUUGGGGAUCUCAAAGACCACUAUCACUUCUUCCAUAGCCGGACCAUCAAGAGGUCGACUUUGUCCAGCCGCGGUCGCCAUAGUUUCAUCUCAAUGGAGCCCAAGGUGGAGUGGAUACAGCAGCAGGUGGUGAAGAGGAGGAUCAAGAGGGAUUACAAGCCAUCCCCGCCCCUUUCUCUGACAAGCCCCGCCCACAGCAGCCCAGCCCAGAGCAACAUAUUCUAUAACGACGCUAAGUGGAGCAGUAUGUGGUACAUUCACUGUAAUGACGAUGUCCAUAACUGCCAGUCGGACAUGAACAUCAUGGGGGCGUGGAAGAGAGGCUACACGGGUAAAGAUGUGGUGGUCACGAUACUAGAUGACGGCAUCGAGAGGAACCACCCAGACCUCUUUCAGAACUACGACCCUCAAGCCAGCUUUGACGUCAACGGCAACGACAUGGACCCCAUGCCCCGAUACGACGCAACCAACGAGAACAAACACGGGACGCGGUGUGCGGGCGAAGUUGCUGCAGCCGCAAACAACUCCCACUGCAUUGUGGGAAUUGCCUACAAUGCCAGAAUAGGAGGUGUGCGAAUGCUGGAUGGCGAUGUAACAGAUAUGGUGGAAGCCAAGUCUUUGAGUCUCCAGCCGCAGCACAUUGACAUCUACAGCGCCAGCUGGGGACCUGAUGAUGAUGGAAAGACUGUGGAUGGACCAGCGUCUCUGGCCAGACAGGCCUUCGAGAACGGCAUCCGCAUGGGGAGGAAGGGCCGUGGCUCCAUCUUCGUGUGGGCAUCAGGCAACGGCGGGCGCAGCAGAGACCAUUGCUCCUGCGACGGCUACACCAACUCUAUCUACACCAUCUCCAUCUCCAGCACAGCCGAGAGCGGACGCAAGCCGUGGUACCUGGAGGAAUGCUCGUCCACACUGACCACCACCUACAGCAGCGGAGAGAACUACGACCGGAAAAUUAUCACAACAGACCUGAGACAUCGAUGUACAGACAGUCACACGGGGACGUCGGCCUCGGCUCCCAUGGCUGCUGCCAUUAUUGCUCUGGCCCUGGAGGCAAAUCCUCUUUUAACAUGGAGAGAUGUGCAGCACAUAAUUGUAAAGACCUCCAGAGCUGGACAUCUCAGCGCCCCUGACUGGAAGACCAAUGCUGCUGGAUACAACGUCAGCCACCUGUAUGGCUUUGGAUUGAUGGACGCUGAGGCGAUGGUGAAGGAGGCAGAGCGAUGGAAGCAAGUACCUCCUCAGCACGUCUGUGUGGAGAGCGCAGACCGACAAAUAAGAACUAUCCGUCCAGAGCAUGUGGUUCGGUCAGUGUACAAGGCAACAGGAUGCACUGACAACCCCAACCACCACGUGAUCUACCUGGAGCACGUGGUCGUACGUAUCACAAUCACACACACCCGCCGUGGGGACCUGUCAAUCAAUCUGACCUCACCCUCAGGGACCAAGUCUCAGCUGCUUGCCAACAGGUUGUUUGAUCACUCCAUGGAGGGUUUUAAGAACUGGGAGUUUAUGACCACCCACUGCUGGGGAGAGAAGGCAGCAGGCGACUGGGUCCUAGAGAUCUAUGAUUCACCUUCUCAACUCCGCAGCCAGAAAGUACCCGGCAAACUGAAGGAGUGGUCACUGGUGCUGUAUGGCACCUCUGUGCACCCGUACUCGUCUCUGCGCAGCGAUAAGCCCCGCUCCACAGACAUGCUGACGCCCACCGAAGAGGAGUUCACAGAGGAGUACAACGGCCCCUGUGACCCUGAGUGCAAUGAGAAUGGCUGUGAAGGUCCUGGACCCCAUCACUGCAUCAACUGCCUCCACUAUUUCCUCAAGUUCAAGAACAACACCAGGAUGUGUGUGUCAGAGUGCCCCAGUGGCUUUUUUCGUGACGAUAGGAAGCGCUGCAAGAAGUGCUCCUCAUUGUGCGAGACCUGCGUUGGAAGCCGUAGCGACCAGUGCACCACAUGCAGGACUGGUUUUCACCUCAAUGAAGGCUCCAACACGUGUGUCGCCAACUGCGGCGACGGCUUCUACCUCGACACCGAUUCCAACAUUUGCAGGAGAUGUCCAGAGAACUGCAGGAAGUGCACCAACUCCAAUAUCUGCACAGAAUGUAAACCUGGGAUGAGUCUUCAAGGAAACAAGUGUCAAAUGACCUGUGACCCAGGAACUUAUUACAAUGGCCACAGAAGGACUUGUGAGCCUUGUCAUCGGGCAUGUGCCACCUGCGCAGGCACAGGUAUAGAGGCGUGCACAAAGUGUGCAGACGGCUACUUACUUGAGGACUGGCGGUGUGUGUCAACAUGCAGCACUGGCUACUACCUGUCAGAGCAGACCUCAGACAACGGGCAGGUUCAGAGGUCCUGUAAGAAGUGUGACCAUAGCUGCUACGAGUGCUUGGGGCCCGGUGAACAGAACUGCAGCAGCUGUGUCACUGGUUACAAUCUGGAGGCAGGAGCCUGUGUGGUCAGCACCAUCUGCAAAGAUGGACAGUACAUGAGUCACCAUGGAAAUUGCCACCUGUGUCAUGCUACCUGUCUGCAGUGCACAGGUCCAGAGGAAGAAGACUGCACCAGCUGCUCUGAGACACGGCUCUUUGAUGAUGGGAGCUGCGUCAUCCGCUGCCAGACGGGGCGUUAUGCCAUGGGGAGGCAGUGUCAUCUCUGUCACCACACCUGCCACGAGUGCACUGAUGAGGGACCUGACAACUGCACCAGCUGUGACAGAGAUAAGUUUGGGGGCCCCAGGUACCUCUAUCAGAGUCAAUGCCGGGAUGUCUGUCCAGAGGGGUUCUUCAGCUCUUCAAGGAAACGGUGUGAGCACUGUCCCACAGACUGUAUCAUCUGCUCGUCAGCAGAACACUGCCUCCACUGCAGCCCAGGACACAAGCUCAGAAAUGGACAGUGUGUCCCGCUGGAGUGCAGUGCAGGUGAGGUUGCAGACGCCGAUAAAGAGGACUGUAUUCCCUGUGACGAGGGCUGCAAGAAAUGUGAGCGCAAGGAUUCAGGAGCUCAAAAAACUGUUUGCCUCAAAUGUGAAGAUGGUUAUUACCAGUUGGGCUCAGACUGUCAUCAGUCCUGUCCAGAUCGGACCUACAAUGUGAACGACACCAUGGUGUGUGAUCCAUGUGAAGACAAACAGUGUGAAGUCUGUGACGAGUUCCAGUGCUACUGGUGUAAAGAGGGAUUCUACGUUGACGAUGGCAAGUGUGUGGAUCACUGCAAGAAAGGUUUCUUUGUGGAUGAGGAGAGCCGAGACUGUGAGCCCUGUCAUCGUGACUGUCGCACCUGCGGAGGGCCACGAUAUGACGACUGUGAUUCCUGUGAAGACGAAUUCGUGCUGAUCAAUGGGGAGUGUGUUAAGGAUAGACAGUUUGCUCUCUGCCCUGAGACACACUUCAGAAACAGUCAGGGUGACUGUGAGUUGUGCCACUCCACUUGUAAGACUUGCUCUGGUGCAAGAAAGGAUGACUGCAACAGCUGCCACUCUGGUCAUUUUUUGACCGCUCGACAGACCUGCACGCCUCGUUGUCCACCUGGCACAUUUGCCAACAAGGCGUCCAGCCAGUGUGAAGACUGCUCAAAAGGGUGUGUCAUAUGCCAAGACGCCCAGCAGUGCCAGCACUGUCGCAAUGGACUUAACCUCCAAAAUGGAGGGUGUGUGGUGGAGUGUCAGAGAGGAUUUCCUCAAGGUGGCGUGUGCCACCCGUGUGCCCCAGAGUGCACAUCCUGCCAGGGAAAUUCCUCUCACUGUCUGAGCUGUGAGGCACAGUACCUGCUGCUGGACCACUCCUGCAGGUCACACUGUCCAGAGGGCUACUACACCUCCAAGACAGAGUGCCAUCGCUGUCCAGCUCAUUGUGAAGAGUGCAAUCGGGAUGGCUUGUGUAAGAAGUGUGCCCACUACUACUUCCUCCAUAACGACAAGUGUGUGGAUGAUUGUCCCAAUGGCUACUUUGCCAGUGAGAAGCAACAGGAGUGUGUGCGUUGCCAUGCGGAUUGUGCCUCUUGUGACGGACCAGGCUUUGAUGACUGUGAUGUGUGUAGCAACCCGCAAGCUGUGCGUUACAACGGAGAGUGUCUGGCUAAGUGUCCCAGCAGCACUUACUAUGAUGCGACUACCAAUGAAUGCAGAGACUGUGACAGGUCAUGUCUGACCUGCUCAGGCCAUGAGCCCUCAUCCUGCCUUACCUGCGACACCAACAGGCGUAAAGAUGCCAGCGGUCACUGUGUGUGGUUCAGUCAGUGCCCUCUGAGCUCAUACAUGGACCAUAAUGGGGACUGCCGGCCGUGUCACAAACUCUGUCAUCGCUGUUCUGGGUCAGGCCAAGACCACUGCCUCAGCUGCAACCCACCAUACUUCAUACUGAACAGCACAUGCGUGGAGGAGUGUCCUGUUGGUUACUAUGCAGAGGACAAAGACGAACGUGCGUGUGAACGCUGCCACUUCAGCUGUAAGUCAUGUGCUGGUCGUCAUAGUUUGCAGUGUGUCGACUGUAGAUCUGGAUUCUUCAAGCAGGGAAGUAGCUGCGUGGAAACCUGUUCAGAGAGUCACUUUGGCAACACCACCACCAUGGUCUGUGAGCGAUGUGACCCCUCUUGUACCAAGUGUUGGGGUCGUGGUAACAGAAACUGUCUGCUCUGUCGGGAGGGCUACGUCUACCUGAGGCAGCAGGGACAGUGCCUUCAAAGCUGCCCUCCAGACUACUACCAAGACAGAUGGUCCAAGACCUGUCACAAGUGUCACCCCACCUGCAAAACCUGCAGUGCUGGCGGCGCUCUGUUCUGUCAGUCCUGUUAUGAAGGCUACACAUUCAUGAAAGGCAUCUGUGCAGCCCAGUGUCUUGUAGGCUUCUACGCCACUUCACAGGGCUCUGAGUCUGACAACGAUCAGCCAAACUGCCAGGCGUGUGACCCGUCCUGCUUGGACUGCCGAGGUCCUGGCAUGCAGAGUUGUACAGUGUGUCCCGCACUCCAGAUCCUGUCUGAUGAUGGCCGCUGCUUGUCCUGCUGUGGUAAUGAGACACGCCAUGAUGAUAAACCAAUACCGAGGGAGUGCUGUGACUGCGAGGCCUCACGAGAGGAGUGCGUCCUGGGUGUCAACUUUCUGAUGAGAGAGGAUUCAGAGGCCGAAGGCAGCACCGCCAAACUCUUUGUCACUGCCUGUGUUGUAGUUAUCCUCUCUGUGGGCGGAGGAGUCUUCCUCUUCCUCAAUGCUCGAUCUAGAACAGUUGCAAUGGCACCUAAAAUCAAAGCAGGAGGCUAUGAGAAACUGGAUACCAAUGGAGGCGUUGCCUUACAGCCUGCUGUCUCUUCAUUUGGGGAGUACAGCGAUCGCAUUGCCGAAUGCGAGGAUGAUGAGGAAGACGAUGACGAUGAGGACAUUGUGUACAUGGGACAGGAUGGGACGGUGUAUCGGAAGUUCAAGUACGGACUCUUGGAUGAAGAUGAGAUUGAGUUGGAGUAUGAUGAUGAGAGCUACUCCUACAGAUGAAAACAAAGCACACAGAGACCUGACUCGGGAGGAGUGGCUCUUUCUAACAUAUCAUUGCUGUCUAAACAUGUUGUGAAGAUUGUUCACAUGAUGUCUAUUUAAUUCUUAUCUUUUUUAAUAGUUAGAUCUCUUCAGAUCCUGUCAGCGGGUGAAGCAGUGAAGGAGGGUGACAAGCACACACAAAAUUUUUUCAGUGACAUCACAUCUCAAAGACAUACUCUCCUCUUGCCAUAUUUACACAGGCCCCAUGUGCUGGUGGCACUGAUCAGAUUGUUUAGAAGUCUGGAUUCACAGCACAUUUUCUACAUUUCAUGAUCAUAUUUGUGCUGGCUGUUUGCCCUCUCUGAUAGUCUCAAAAUCAUUUCUCCCAUGUCGAAGGUGACGUUUCAUCAUGAUAAAUGAUUGCCAAACCAGUUCCAACCUGCUAUCAUGCCACAGUUUUGUUGACAAUAUAAGGUUACGGCUGAUUGCAGUUGGCAGAGUUGUUUGCCAUGACUACUGUUAACUUUGUUUGGCAGCAACAGGACUUAAGAGAAUUAAAUGUGCUUAUUGUUCCAGUCUUACCCUGCAGAGGCUAAAAAACAAUUCAUAUUAUACAUGACAUAUUCAAAUACAUAUCUGAGACACAUACAAAUCUGAGGACAAAAAUAUUUGAUGUUUGCACAGCACUGAUAAGUUCCAAGGUUAUAAAAUUUGGUUAUCUACAUUCAGUUUGAUUAUUAAGUCAUAUGUCACCUGAGAUAUUUGACAGAAUGGCUGCUGGGUCAAGUUGGAUACUGACUCACUAGUGGUCAAGCCUCAUAGUAAAGAGUAAUGAAAAUGAGUAGAAAGGACAUUGAAUUGUUUACCUUGGUCAUUCGAUGAGUACAAAAGAAAAUGGCGAUUGUUGUGAGUUGCUAUGGUGACAAAACACGUCAGUUUAAGGACUCUGUUUCGGCCUAUCCUUACACCUACUGUCCCUAUUAAACAGAAAAAUACAAACCACCAAUCCAAGUUUCUCUCUUUCACUGAACUAAAACUAGUAUAAACUUAACUGCCUCGUUAACUCAUUUUAAAAAACCUUCAUUUAAACUCGACAAAACAACACUCAACAAAACUGACUUAGUUAUUCUUGUUACUAAUCUAGUUAGUUAGUUAGUAGGCUUUUACAACAAUCACCAGUUUUGGUUUGGUCGAAAUAAAUCCUUAACUCACCGAGUUAGAUGUAAAAAAUAUGCUGGCUCUGCCUCUUUGCCCGCUGAGCAGCAGCUUUAUUUGUUCUUCUGAGGCAGCUACAGUAGCGUUACAUCGUGUUUCAAUAAUCAUGCAACGGAUGGCAACAAAAGAAACAGUUAGGGUAAUAUUUUUUAAAUUGACAGAUUGCUCAAUUAAAACAUACUACUCAGCUGCUUGUUUGGUCGUUACUGCAAAACCCCACCUUAGUGAGUUCACAACUUGAAAAUGGCAACAUUACACAUAAAAAUGGCCGCUGCUCUGACCAUCCUGCUGCACUGAUUUGAAUGAGAAGGCCCGUUCUAAUCUCUAUGUUUUUGUCUGUGUCUCAACAUCAAUAAUUUUGGUUUACUUUUGGAUUACCAAACCUUUCAUUUGAUUGGCAAGAAGAGUUUGAUCUCUUUGUUUGAGUCACAAACCUCAGGGGACACUGUGAAUGUGCUGACAGUCAUAUUCAUUUUCAUGUGUUUGUUUACAUUUUCUAGAAUAAAUCAUUUCAUUUGAGGAUAAUUUUGUAUGUUUACAGCAUAAUGUGACUCAGUAGCUAUUGUCUGCUUGUGGAAAAGAGAAUCUUACACAAUCAUACAUUCAUAUUACAAUUUGCAGAGUUAGAUUUAUAUAAGAUUACAUUUCAUUACAUUUGAUUGUUCUAGUUUUAACAACCCAGUUGUGUAACAUGCUUCAUCUGUUUCUGCAUCAUCUGGUUUAAAGCUCUUAUUGUAACAUUACUGUCAGAACUUGCUGUGUUACAUUUGUUUAAUCAGUAAACUGGACUGUGUAUUACACUGCAGGUGUCACCUCAGAAUACAAAGCAAACUUUACACUGAAGCACAAUCUGACCUGUAACCCUGUGUGGUACUGUUUGGAUCUUUUCAGGUUAGUUUACACAGAGAGGAAAACGUUUUCUCUGGUUUCAUUUUAUUUAGGCCACAGUGAAAUGCAUCUCUGUGAGUGUCCAGAUAACUGCUCAUAACACAGCAGAAGGUUGCAGUUGAAGAUUUUUCCCCCUUUAACUCACUCUUUGACUUCAGCACUGUGCAGUUGCCUUGUAUCGCCAUCUCCCUGAGAUAAUAACGGGUCUGCAUCCCACCCACUGUAACGUGUGAAGAAUAAAUCAUUCGGAUCUUUCUCUGUACUUUGUUUGAGGUGAGAUGUGCUGUGAAUCAU